CAACGUGCCCCAGUUCUUCAACCCGCCUGUGGAGGGCGUGUCACAGGUCAGCGUCAUGAACCCGAGUUCAGCCGGAGCAGCAGAGGAGUCCGUCUCACAUAAACACGAGAAAAGAAGGACCAUCAGUCUGCCGGAUGAGUGCCGAAAUGUUUUUAUAACUUAUUCUUCUGACGUUUCUUCAGAGAUCGUCCCCUUCGUGGACUUUCUCACAAAACAAGGUUUCCGACCAGCUAUUGACAUAUUUGACAGCCCUAUCAGGCGCAUGGACAUCAACAAGUGGAAGGAUAGCUACCUGAAAGACCCAUCAAACCUAAUUAUCGUUGCCAUCAGUCCAAAAUAUAAGGAUGACACUGAAGGAUCAGUCGUGGACAGUCAUGGUCUACAGACGAAAUAUAUUCACUCCAUGAUGCAGACUGAAUUUAUUCAGCAAGGCAGUUUGAACUUCAGAUUCAUACCUGUUCUCUUCCCCAAUGCAUCCCAGAAGCACGUACCAACCUGGCUCCUGAACACUCGUGUGUACCGCUGGCCACAGGACACUGAGGAUUUGUUACUACGGCUGCUCAGAGAGGAGAGAUAUGUUCCUCCACCUGUACCCAUGGAGCUGACCCUCAUCAUCAGGCCUGUGGCCCCCAGCUCUGCAACUUCCCUGUAAAAAGCAUACAUGAUAGUGAAUUUGUGAAGCAUUUGUUUGAUUUGUUUCUAAUGCAUUUUAUCUGGAAUAUUGUGCAGCUUGUGAAUCUCUUUAUUGCUCCAGUUAAAGCCA
Labrus bergylta (ballan wrasse) is the source of this 763-nucleotide messenger RNA. NCBI's taxonomy places the organism in Eukaryota, Metazoa, Chordata, Actinopteri, Labriformes, Labridae. The record is from RefSeq and is a predicted model, not a curated record.